Messenger RNA from Gekko japonicus, 1267 nucleotides. It is a transcript of the gene EMB, whose product is annotated as embigin. Bases 97 to 1143 code for a protein of 348 amino acids. The record is from RefSeq and is a predicted model, not a curated record. The transcript has 10 exons. NCBI's taxonomy places the organism in Eukaryota, Metazoa, Chordata, Lepidosauria, Squamata, Gekkonidae.
GCCUGUGGCUUGAGCAGCCGUCGGCCGCUAGGGGCUCUGCAGAGGCCCCUCUGCCAGACCUCAUUGCAGAGCUGGUGCGGCUCGGCCGGCAGCAACAUGAGCUUCUCCGAGGCGCGCUCCGUCAUCCCGCUCCUUCUCCUCCUGGCCGGCUUCUGCCUCUCGGAUGCCGCGAAGACUCCAGCUCCUGCCACCAUGACAGAAACUACCAGCCAGCAAACUACAGUGAACAUUUCAGGCAGCACAGGAUCAGAAUAUGCAACACAUAUCACAGGUCCAUCUAAAACUACAGAAGAUGCCAAGGAACUGACGGAGAAAAUCCCUGUUUUAGCAGAAAUGAAAUAUAAUAUCACCCUAAAAGAAUUUUCUACUGAAGUGAAAAACAUCACAUUAGGGCAGCCGACUGUCCUUGAACUACUAUGCCUCUUGGACAUUAACCCUUUGCCGGACAAGGCAACAAUUGAGGUCACGUGGAGGAUGGGUAAUACAACAAUCAGAGAUGACAAUGCCACCAAGGACGAACACCAAAAUAUUUGGAGCACUCAGUAUAUGGCAGAGAUCAAAAACAGAACCCAACUGGGGAAUUAUGCAUGUAUCUUCAAAACUAAGGAAAAAGCUGAAGGCAUAUUUGAUGUCCAAGUGCCUGAAAUAGGAGGAAAAUCCAAGAGCUUAAUUAGUUAUGAAGGUGAUUCCGUGGUCAUGUCAUGUGACAGUGGCAAAUACGUUCCCUUGGACUGGGUCUGGUAUACAAUGAAUGGAAGUGAACAGGUUUUUAUUAAUGACACUCUGAGACCAGAAAAAUACCAAGUCUCUCCAAAAAAUCUCAAUAUAACAAAACUGAAGGUGCUGGGCCUCACGGAGAAUGAUGGAGGUUUUUACUGGUGUGAAGCUAUAUUUUUGCAACUAGGUGAAAGCAGAGGAAAAGCAUCCCUUAAAGUUUUGACCUACAUGGCACCUCUCAAACCAUUCCUUGCAAUAGCCGCCGAAGUCAUUAUUCUAGUAGCUCUUAUUUUCAUCUAUGAAAUAUACACCAGAAAGAAAGAACCAGUGGCUGAAGGUGAAAAGGAAUUUGAACAAACAGAACAACUAAAAUCAGAGGAUAGCAAUGGUGUGGAAAACAGUACUGCUAGACACAGGAAAGUUUAAGUGCCUUGUGAGAAGCUGGUAAGUCCAAGGCAGGACAAAGGAACCAGAUUCACCAUGUAAGAAAACUAUGGGGAAAUGUAUUCAGCGAAGCCAUUGAUAAUUGGCAUCUGGUGACAGCCUUUUA